AUGGCAAAUUCUUAUGUCACUACAUCUGAUGGUUACUGUUUUGCUGAACCAAUGCAGUACUAUGAUAUUCUGCCAGAGCAAAUCAACUAUCAGCUGCACGACACUGAUUUUCAAGAAUCAGCUUAUUGCCAGUACUCUACGGUCCAGUUUCCAACAGCUCUGCAGUCUCAAUCUUUACAAAGUCAUUUCAACACUUACAGCUUGGAUCCACAGUUUGGUGGUGGAGAGUGUGUAUUUGGUUCCUAUGAACUAAAUAAACCCACUUAUGUGGUUGACCAUGAUGCUGAAGAUGGCUAUUCUGGAAUAAAAAGGUCCAGACUAACUCACUCUUCUAUUCGGAUUAAGCGACAGGAAGAACUCUGUGUAGUUUGUGGUGAUAAAGCAUCAGGAUAUCAUUAUAAUGCACUUACUUGCGAAGGUUGCAAGGGUUUUUUUCGACGUAGUAUCACCAAAAAUGCAGUAUAUCACUGCAAGAAUGGUGGCCACUGUGAAAUGGACAUGUACAUGCGUAGGAAAUGUCAAGAGUGCAGACUGAAAAAGUGUAAGGCAGUAGGAAUGCUGGCAGAAUGUUUGCUCACAGAAAUUCAAUGCAAAUCAAAGAGACUUAGAAAGAACUUUAAACAGAAGAAUAGUUUUUACUCUAGCAUCAAAGUGGAAGAGGAAGGACUAGACAACAAGCUUGUAUCAUCCACCAGUAGAGCUGGAAAAAUGAUUAAGGAGAGCAUGAAACUAACUCAAGAGGAACAUCAGCUCAUUAAUAACAUUGUGGCUGCUCAUCAAAAAUAUACAAUUCCUUUAGAGGAAACAAAGAAAUUUCUGCAGAAGUAUGUAAAUCCUGAACUGAGCUUUUUGAGACUCUCGGAGACAGUGGUCCUACACCUACAGGGGUUAAUGGAUUUUACCAAGGGACUCCCAGGAUUUGAAAAUUUGACAGCUGAGGACCAGACUGCAUUAUGCAAAGGAUCAAAAACUGAAGUGAUGUUCCUUCAUGGGGCCCAACUUUACAGUCAGAAAGAAUGUCUUUCAUCAGCUUCUGAAAGUCCUAUGAGAAUAUCAGAUCAUUCAUUGAAUUUUCCCAAUCAGAGUGAUAAUAGAAGUGUCAUUUAUUCUAUGGAAACAUUUUGCAAUGAAGACUGUCCACCUACUACACUGACUGGUAUUGCUGAAGAAUUUAUUACCACAUUAUUUUGCUUCUACAGAAGAAUGAGUGAACUUAAUAUUACUAAUACUGAAUAUGCUCUGCUUGCAGCAACAACUGUGUUUUUUUCAGAUCGUCCAUACCUUACGGAUAAGCAGCAUGUGGAAAAUAUACAAGAACCCAUUUUACAAAUUUUGUACAAAUAUUCAAAAAUUUAUCAUCCAGAAGACCUACAGCAUUUUGCUCGUCUCAUAGGGAGGCUCACUGAACUGAGAACACUGAAUCACAAUUACUCAGAAAUACUUAGCAUCUGGAAAGCAAAGGACCCUAAAUUGGCUAGUUCACUCUUGGAGAAAUGGAAUUUGUAUUCACAUUGUUGA
This is a messenger RNA of Neogale vison (American mink), 1518 nucleotides long. Its product is annotated as bile acid receptor-like. The record is from RefSeq and is a predicted model, not a curated record. The coding region runs from base 1 to 1518 and encodes 505 amino acids. Gene Ontology annotation, molecular function: RNA polymerase II cis-regulatory region sequence-specific DNA binding; nuclear receptor activity; zinc ion binding. Gene Ontology annotation, biological process: cell differentiation; negative regulation of inflammatory response; positive regulation of transcription by RNA polymerase II. The transcript has 10 exons. NCBI's taxonomy places the organism in Eukaryota, Metazoa, Chordata, Mammalia, Carnivora, Mustelidae.